Molecule: messenger RNA, 649 nt
Organism: Branchiostoma floridae (Florida lancelet)
Lineage: Eukaryota; Metazoa; Chordata; Leptocardii; Amphioxiformes; Branchiostomatidae
Product: 39S ribosomal protein L23, mitochondrial-like
Exons: 5
Coding region: 103-573 (156 amino acids)
Biological process (GO): mitochondrial translation
Cellular component (GO): mitochondrial large ribosomal subunit; ribosome
Molecular function (GO): structural constituent of ribosome
Source: RefSeq, a predicted model, not a curated record
UUAAAUGAUUUAUGGUGUUUUAUUUGGUCAAAAAGUGUCAUUUGACAUUUUUGAAGUCUCGCGAAUUGCGAGAUUUGGUGAUUUGAUAGUGAAAGGAAAAAGAUGGCGUCGUCCUUGGUGUUCAGACAGCUAUUGAAACACCGGUUACCUUGGCACCCAGAUCACCCCAAACUGAAGGUGCUGCUCACCCCCUUCUGUAUCAAGUUGGUACGACCCGGCAAGCCCCAACCCCCCGACACACUACAGUUCCAGAUACCUAUGGAGAUGGGGAGGCAAGAACUGAAAAUCUACUUAGAGGAGCUGUACAAUAUUCCUGUGGCGGACAUUCGUGUUAGAAUACAGAUGGGAAAAAGAGCAAGAAACUGGCAGAACAGAAUGUACUGGAAGACAGAAGACUACAAAGUUGCCUAUGUUGUUAUGAGAGAUGGACAGACAUUCAAUUUUCCCGACUUGCUCACCAAGAAGGAAGAAGACAAGACAGAGGUGGAAAAGAUGGAAGAACAAAUGUACGAGAAGGAAGUCGACAAACAGAGAGAAGUGACAAGAAGAGGGGGAAUUAACACCUGGUUUUGAUGUUAAAAUUAGUUUUUGUUAUUUUGAAGUAAAUGUACAAAAUAAAGUGAUCUUAGGAUUGUUAUUGUCGCCUUAU